GGUACAUGGUAGGCAUUUUGUUUAAUUUUAAUAUAAACAAAUUUAGAAGCAUAACUGUCCAUCAUGUCUGAUGAUGAUGAUUACAUGUCUGAUAAAUUUUUAACCGCAGUUGCUGAUGUUCGUCCCAGUUUAAUAAACAAUCGCGCAAAGAAGCGCGAAUUGACCAUUGUGGCCAAACAAAAGGAUAACACAAAAAAACAACGAGAGACUAGGAACAUAUCUUCUGCAGUUGUAAACAAUGAAAAACUACAGGAAGCUUUAAGUAAGCCUUUAGAGUCGGAUAACAAAGGCUUCAAAUUGUUAGCUAAAAUGGGAUACACGCCAGGACAGGCGCUUGGUAAAGUUGUAAAUAAUAGUAAUAACACAACAGACCUAUCCGAUCAAUGUAGAAUCGUAGAACCGAUAGGAAUAACCAUCAAAUCUGAUCGUCAAGGUUUGGGUAGAGAAACUGCUCUUAAAGAACUUUUGCAAAGAAAAUCAGAACUACGCAGACAACGGCUUGAAAAGGAAAGAGGAGGUGAAACGUCCAUAGAGGAGUUUCGAAGAAGAACAACUCAAAAAGUGGAAGAAAGAUUUGUAGCACAAUCGUUAAGUCGCUGUCAAAAGGUGUGUCAAAAUUUAGAUUUGGAUACAGACAUGCCCGAACCAGCUAUGUCGUGGUUUUGGCCCCAAAAACCUAAAGGUGCCAAUGAUGACGCAGCAGAAGAGCCAAAUACUAAACAAACAGACGAGGAAUACGACGAUGAGGAAGAAGACGACUUUAGUAAUGUUGAAAAGUUGGAAAUGUUGACAAAUUAUAUUCGCACUUCAUAUAAUUUUUGCUUUUGGUGUGGAAUACGAUAUGAAAAUCUAAAUGAUCUUAAUGACAAUUGUCCAGGACCUGGAAAAGAUGAUCACUAAUCAAAAAAAAAAAAAAACUACGAGUUAAGCAAUCACCGUAGCUCAAAGGCUAGAGGAGAAAAACUUUUCAGCGGUGGUCAUUCCUUCCUGGCACUGGCGACACUUGUAGUCAGCCGUGUAAACUUCUCUAGAAAGUGUUGUCGCUCUGCGGCAAAACCUUUUUAUUGCCGAGUUCGAAUGGCUUGCUCCUGAUCAAUAUGCUUAAACUUGUAUGGGAUAGCAACCAUUAAUAUUAGAGAAGUUCCGUAAUGAAAUUAUCAUGGGCAAAUUAAUUACUUGCACGAGUUAAGAAAUAUGUUCCUAAUCUCAUUAUCGAAAUUGCUUGAGGUUUUUUUGUGUAAUAUUCCCUUUAACCAUUUUUAGGGUUUUGUUCAAAACAUUUUGUUUAAGCAGUUUGAACCCCAUUCACUAAAAAAUUCUAUUAUACAUAUAUAUCUAUCUAUCUAAGAUCACAGGAGAAGACAAUAUAAUCACCAUUGCAGUCGGGGGUAUGUACAGGCUCAUUCUAUUAGAAACGGAGGUUCUGCUUGAUUAUAAAAUAUAACUCUUUUGUUAAUUAAUGAGCAAUCUUAUGCAUAGUCAUAAAAAUUUGUUUAUUUGUUACAACAUAUAAGUUUUCCGUAUAUAAAUAAAAAAUGAGAAAUAAUUUUGAAUAAAAUAAUAAUGUUAACUUUAAUAUCAUAAA
Messenger RNA from Stomoxys calcitrans (stable fly), 1585 nucleotides. RefSeq names its product G patch domain-containing protein 11. The transcript is spliced from 3 exons. The coding region runs from base 64 to 900 and encodes 278 amino acids. NCBI's taxonomy places the organism in Eukaryota, Metazoa, Arthropoda, Insecta, Diptera, Muscidae. Gene Ontology annotation, molecular function: nucleic acid binding. The record is from RefSeq and is a predicted model, not a curated record. Gene Ontology annotation, cellular component: kinetochore.